UACGUGCAGACCCGCAUCUUCAAGAUCAUCGUGAUCGGGGACUCCAACGUGGGCAAGACCUGCCUGACCUUCCGCUUCUGCGGCGGCACCUUCCCCGACAAGACCGAGGCCACCAUCGGGGUGGAUUUCCGCGAGAAGACGGUGGAGAUCGAGGGGGAGCGCAUCAAGGUGCAGGUGUGGGACACAGCUGGCCAGGAGAGGUUUCGGAAGAGCAUGGUCGAGCAUUACUACCGCAACGUGCACGCCGUCGUCUUCGUGUACGACGUGACGAAGAUGGCCUCCUUCACCAACCUCAAGAUGUGGAUCGAGGAGUGCAACGGGCACGCCGUGCCCCCCCUUGUCCCCAGGGUGCUCGUUGGCAACAAGUGUGACUUGAAAGACCUGAUCCAGGUGCCAUCCAGCAUGGCCCUCAAGUUCGCCGACGCUCACAACAUGCUUUUGUUUGAGACCUCGGCCAAGGACCCUCAGGAGAGCCAGAACGUGGACGCCAUUUUCAUGUGCCUGGCCUGCCGCCUCAAGGCCCAGCGCUCGCUGCUCUGCCGGGACCUGGAGGGGCGGCCGGGCCAGGCCCGCAGGCUGGACCCAACGCCCGACGCCAGCGGUAAAACCUCCUGCCCGUGCUGAGCGGGGCAGCCCCGGAGACCCCCCGGCUCCCGCCGCCCCUGUCCCGGUCACCCCAAUAAAGUCUCUGCCUCCAGUCA
Molecule: messenger RNA, 701 nt
Organism: Calidris pugnax (ruff)
Lineage: Eukaryota; Metazoa; Chordata; Aves; Charadriiformes; Scolopacidae
Gene: RAB33A
Product: RAB33A, member RAS oncogene family
Exons: 2
Biological process (GO): Rab protein signal transduction
Cellular component (GO): endosome; Golgi apparatus
Molecular function (GO): GTPase activity; GTP binding
Source: RefSeq, a predicted model, not a curated record